Nilaparvata lugens (brown planthopper) is the source of this 1962-nucleotide messenger RNA. RefSeq names its product ELMO domain-containing protein 3. The transcript is spliced from 9 exons. Bases 386 to 1552 code for a protein of 388 amino acids. The record is from RefSeq and is a predicted model, not a curated record. Lineage: Eukaryota; Metazoa; Arthropoda; Insecta; Hemiptera; Delphacidae.
CUUCUGAAAUACAAAUCCUUCUGCUUCUUUUAAUUUUGUUUGAGUUUUUGAGGCUGGAAGCUGGCUGGAAGUGAUAAUAAAUUGGGGAUGCUAAAGCAUCGUUAUCAUAAUAGAAAUGAUUAAUCAGAAUAUAACAGGCUUUACAUAUAGUCAACUAAUAGAGAACCUUGUAGUGUAGUGAUAACUGAGUUAGUAUAGGUGCUACUAUGAAAAAUAACGUUCUUAUCAUAUUGAAUUAAUGAAUGUUAUUAGUUUCAAGUCACUGAUUACCGCCGUUCAAUAUUAUGCUGAAUUUGCUCUAGACCUGGAGUCAAUAAAAUGUCAUUUUUGAUAAUCGUCCGCUUUGGAAACAAUUGGCUGCUAAAUAUUCGCUCAAAACAUUAAAAUGGAUCUAGACCUUGGUUCUCGGUCACCAAUAUUUGUCAGGUCUCUUGAAAAUAUCGCCGAAGAAGAAAAGUUAUCAGAUCAUGACUCGUCUGUCAAUAGUCCUGUUGGAGUUGAUCAACUAACUGUUGAUCAGAAAAGUCGAUCUUCGUCGUCGAUCAACGACGACCGUUUGCGAGUGCCGUGCGUACCCGGGGUGCCGUCCAAUGUCGGCAGCACCGGAGAGCCGAGUCGCCGGCUGAAUCUGCCGCUGCCGUCGAUCACAGUUCGCGAGCCGGUCAAGAAGCAGAGAGUGGAGAUUGCCGUCGGCGACGGUGAGACUAGUCGGCUGCAGCUGCCGCUCAUCUCCAUCAGGAACGCCCUGGAAGCAGCCAGUGAGGAGUGGUCCAAAGUGCCGACUGUGGGCGGUGAUACAGCCAAGAUACAGACGCCGCUAAUCUCGCCCGAAAUCGAUGUUGAGGAGGCUUUCAACUAUUUCCGCGGCCUCAAUCUUCCGCAUGAUUCGAAUUCGAACUCAGUUGCCAGCGCAAGAGUGAGAUGGAAGGGAUUUGUCCAGUGGCUUCAUACACCUCCUAAACUAAGUGCUCAUCUGAAACCAGACUGUGAUUUGAUCUAUUCUAUUGUUCAAUGUAGUUUAGAUUGGGAAGAUAAUGUUCAUUGGCGUAUGUUGCAAACCAUUUACAAACAGCUAACCGGCUCAAAAAUCGACUGUCCGCAAUUCGGCUCACACUGGCAGCUUAUUGGCUUCCAGGGUUCUGAUCCUGCCACAGAUUUGAGAGGCGUUGGCCUGCUGGGUCUGCUGCAAUUCCUGUUUCUGAGCACCAAGCAGGAGUGUGCGCCCCUCGCCCGCAAACUCUACACCGUUGCCAACUCUGACAAUCAGGCGUUCCCAUUGGCUGUGCUCAGCCUCAACGUCACACAAAUAGCUUUAAAUGCUCUGCGUUCUGGAAAGUUGAACAAAGAAUGCAAUAACAGGCAAACUGUCCUCCUGGUUGUGAAUCUAUUCUAUAUUGCAGUAUUGCAUUAUAUAAUCACCAUCUGGGUUGCCGAACAGAAAACAAUCAAAGAUUCGGGGUACUUGCUCAAAGAUGCAGAGAAGUACUGUUGCAAAAAUGUGCGAAAAUUGAUUCAAGAUAUUCCUGAGCAGUUGGAAAAAUAUUCAAAAUAGCAAUCAUGUACUUUUUCUUGUCUGAAAAGAUGCCAAUUCAAUUUAUUGCGUUCCAAAUGCAAGUGUUGUUUUUCUACUACUAAUGAGAUUCUAACAAUUGUGAUAUUGUUAGCUAUCUGCAUAUUAUAAUGUACUUGACUGUGCUUUUAUAUUGAGACUUCUGAUUCUCUUGUGCUUAUCUUCUAUACUGGAGCUAUUCUAACAAUGAAUGUGAUACUAUUCCUUAGGUUGUGAUUGGAGUGAUCCCUCAACUACUUGAUAACGCGCUAGUCUCUCAUCUAGAUUUGAAUGAAUGAUCUAUCUUGAAACUCUUAAAUGUGUUCAAUAUAUUAUUAAAAAUUCUAAUCAUAUAACAUGCACUGUCUGGAUAAUUAUUAUCUACACUUCUGAAAUAAAAUUUUGAGUGGGAA